UUAUCUAUAGUGCUUUCAAAAACCGAAACACUAUGUUUCUGUUCCUGUCCUUUCUUCUCCUUCUAAAAAAUCCAUCUAUUGCUCAAAGUUUAAAUGAUGAUGGACAAGAUGUUAAAAGAUCUCAUUUCCCGGAUGGGUUCUUCUUCGGAACAAGCACUUCUUCAUAUCAGGUUGAAGGAGCUUAUAUUGAUGAUGGUAAGGGUCUCAACAACUGGGAUGUUUUUAGUCAUAUCCCAGGAAACAUAAAGAACAAUUACAAUGGAGAUAUAGCAGACAACCAUUAUUAUCGUUUCUUGGAAGAUAUUGAGUUAAUGUGUUCACUUGGAACUAAUGCAUAUAGGUUCUCUAUAUCAUGGACUAGAAUUCUGCCAAGAGGAAAGUUUGGUCAAGUUAAUCCAAGAGGAAUCAUGUUCUAUAACAAACUUAUAGACAAUCUAUUGGAGAGGGGAAUGGAACCAUUUGUGACGAUACACCAUCACGACAUCCCACAAGAGCUCGUGGAUAGAUACGGAGGAUGGCUCAGUCCUCUAAUGCAGGAAGACUUUGUAUAUUUUGCUGAAAUUUGUUUCAAGAGCUUUGGGGAUAGAAUAAAAAAUUGGAUAACCAUGAAUGAGCCAAACCUACUCGUGGACAUGUCUUAUAUAAGGGGAUGGUACCCUCCAGCUCACUGUUCACCCCCUUUCGGCAACUGUUCUGCUGGAAAUUCUGAUAUAGAGCCUCCCAUUGCUAUGCAUAACAUGAUAUUGGGACAUGCCAAGGCAGUAAAGCUAUACCGUGAACAUUUUCAGCUGAAACAAGGUGGUUCUAUAGGGAUUGUUGGAUUUACAGAAUAUUUUGAACCGUUAAGAGACAAUGAAUUAGAUCGGCAAGCUGUGAGUAGGGCCCUGGCCUUCACUAAUGCCUGGCUGUUCGAUGCUGUAGUAUUUGGGGAUUACCCUGCUGAAAUGCGCCUUUAUCUUGGUAGUGCACUGCCAACAUUCUCACCAGAAGAAACUAGCUACGUAAAAGGAAGCUUAGAUUUCAUUGGUAUGAACUUUUACACAUCAUUAUAUGCCAAAGAUUGCAUCCAUUCUGCUUGCAUCUCAGGCGGGGAUCGCCCUAUUCGAGGCUUUGUUUACACAACUGGAGAACGGGAUGGUGAGCCGAUCGGAGGACGAUGUGGGAAUCCAAGGUUCUUUGUGGUCCCUGAGGGAAUGGAGAAGAUUGUCAGCUACAUGAAAGAGAGAUACAAUAACAUGCCUAUGUUUGUGACUGAAAAUGGGUUUUCUCCCCCGCAAGAAAAUGAUCAAGUUCAGGCGUUAUUGCAAGACACCCACAGAGUAAACUUCCAUAAAUCCUAUCUUGCUGCUUUGGCUAGAGCAAUAAGGAAUGGAGCAGAUGUUCGUGGAUAUUUCGUGUGGAGCUUGGUAGAUAACUUCGAGUGGAUAGAUGGCUACUCCCAGCGAUAUGGACUUUAUUAUGUUGAUCGCCAGACUCUUGAACGAGUUCCAAAGCUUUCGGCAAAGUGGUAUAAAAAUUUCCUUGCAAAUGGCUCUUCUAAUCACAACAAUGAAGAAGAUUUGACCAUAAGAUCUUUCAGAAAUACAAAUGCCAUAAUAUGAGGACCAGAAGCUUCAAAAGCAGCAGUAUAAUGGCAUGGAUAGGGGUGAAGAGGGACCAAGAAAAAAGCCUAAAAAUGUAUUAUUAUAUUUGUCUACGAGUGGCUACCAGAAGAAAUGUUAUUGAUAUUUGUAAAUUUGUUGAUGAUUAUGCUAAUAGUUGACAUCGUUCAAAAAAGUCAACUAUUUAUAUUUAUUGAAAAUGAGAUUGCUGAAAA
This is a messenger RNA of Populus nigra (black poplar), 1816 nucleotides long. RefSeq names its product beta-glucosidase 18-like. Bases 33 to 1601 code for a protein of 522 amino acids. The record is from RefSeq and is a predicted model, not a curated record. The transcript is spliced from 12 exons. Gene Ontology annotation, molecular function: beta-glucosidase activity. Gene Ontology annotation, biological process: carbohydrate metabolic process. Lineage: Eukaryota; Viridiplantae; Streptophyta; Magnoliopsida; Malpighiales; Salicaceae.